Messenger RNA from Staurois parvus, 312 nucleotides. The record is from the annotation of a GenBank genome assembly. Lineage: Eukaryota; Metazoa; Chordata; Amphibia; Anura; Ranidae.
UCACUUCUUCAUGAUCGUGUUCACCGUUCCCACAGAAAGAUUCGUCUCUUGUGCAAUUCCAGGACAGGUUAUGGAUCGAUUAUCCAGGAUCAGGUAUUCCAUUCACUGAAUGUUCACAGGAAUGACUGCUGUGGGCUGGGAACCACCACGGCCGGGAUCAUCACUGAGGGACGUAUGACCAUCUUUGAAACUUUUACACCAUUCAAAUGUCUUCCUGUAGCUGAGCGUCUCAUCACCGUACUGUGCUUGAAGUCUUCUGUAGAUAUCAGCGGGUUUUACAUCAUCACCAUGCAAUGUUCCAUCACCACACGC